Messenger RNA from Falco peregrinus (peregrine falcon), 709 nucleotides. Its product is annotated as ubiquinol-cytochrome-c reductase complex assembly factor 6. The record is from RefSeq and is a predicted model, not a curated record. Gene Ontology annotation, cellular component: mitochondrion. Bases 247 to 450 code for a protein of 67 amino acids. The transcript has 2 exons. Gene Ontology annotation, biological process: mitochondrial respiratory chain complex III assembly. NCBI's taxonomy places the organism in Eukaryota, Metazoa, Chordata, Aves, Falconiformes, Falconidae.
CCCGCAGCCCCGGGCCAGACGCAGGCGCAGAAGCGGGGCAGCUCCGCUGCGCCCGGCGGCCCGCGGGCCUCAGGCCGUGCGCCGCGACUCGUUCCUGGUCAUCCGCGGCAGGGUGCUCCGCCGCAGGGGACGGGCCCCGCCCCUUCCCCCCGCCCCCCGCCGCCAUGCUGCGGCCGCCCGGCAGGCGGAGGGGAUGACGCACGUCCGGCGCAUUACGUCACGGGGCGGGGCGCCCCGCCUGCAGCCAUGCCUGCCGGCGUGCCUUGGCCCACCUACCUGAAGACGCUGGCGGCCAGCUUGCUGGCCAUGUUCGCCGGUGCCGAGGUCGUGCACAGGUACUACCGGCCCGACCUGAGUAUACCUGAAAUACCUCCUAAGCCUGGAGAACUGAAAACAGAACUAUUGGGUCUAAAAGCAAGAUCAAGCAAAGUUCAGACUUCAGAACAGUGACCACAAUUUACUUACAUUGUGAAAACUGGAACUGAUAAAAUACUUUUUCAGCUGUCUCGACUGCAGAAAUCUUUAUGUGAAAUACUGUACUCCCUUAAUACUUUUUUUGUUGUUUCCUUUAAGCAGUUACAGACAGCAUCAAAAAUAAAUGUAUGAUGAAUACAAUUAAAAGUCCAAUUUUUUGCGUGCCAAAAUGCUUAUGAUUUCUUUAAUCUUCACUGCUGUAUAAGUUCCCUUCAGAAUAAAAGAUGUAAACUCA